Molecule: messenger RNA, 1033 nt
Organism: Exaiptasia diaphana
Lineage: Eukaryota; Metazoa; Cnidaria; Anthozoa; Actiniaria; Aiptasiidae
Product: actin-depolymerizing factor 1, isoforms a/b
Exons: 1
Coding region: 220-651 (143 amino acids)
Biological process (GO): cell motility; actin filament depolymerization; actin filament severing
Cellular component (GO): actin cortical patch; actin cytoskeleton; cytoplasm
Molecular function (GO): actin filament binding
Source: RefSeq, a predicted model, not a curated record
AUGAAAAAUUAGUGUCGUAUGGUAGUUUUUGCGUAAGAUUGUAGCAAAAUCAGUUAGAUAAUUCGACGAAAAUACACAUGAUAGCAGUUAGCUGGUCUAUAAUGGCUAUAUAUACCGGAGUUUCAGCUCGCUUUGCAGUGAAGAGUCAGAGAGCCAAACAAUCAAGUGACAAGUGUUCAAACCAAAACUUACUAACUCGUCGUUCAAAGAGCUAUCAACAUGGUCAAGUCAAACAUAAAAUGCGAUGAUUCMGUCCAGCCUACAUUUUUCAAAAUGACCAAAGGGAAAAAGGAAYACAGGUACAUCAUCUUCAAAAUUGAGAACAACCAAGUUGUCGUCGAUAAAACUGGAGAUCGUGACAAAACUUUCCAAGACAUGAUAAACGAUCUUCCAACGAUGAAUGCUGCUCGAUAUGUCGUCUUCGACCUAACUUAUCGCACCAAAAGUGAGAAUCAGCUUCGAGAGAAGAUCGUCUUUCUGAGUUACUGUCCAACCAGUGCUGAAACAAGAGACAAAAUGCUCCAUGGAAGCACAUAUCUCGAGCUGAAGAACAAGCUUGGAAGUUCUUUUAUUCGCUUGUCGAAGCAAUACGAUGAUCUUGUUGACAUAGAUGAAGAAGAUAUCAAGGAUGACAUGGCCACCAAAGGGUAGACAUUCUGUAUAAAUGUGAGCGUGCACAUGAGCUUGCAAUAUGAACACUUUCUUGCACUUACGCUUACUGUAGAAAGAACAUUUGAAGAGUAAUUUAAGUAGUUUGCAUAUUAUCAUGAUCAAAAUAUAGCUGAAUAUUGUGAUCCAUCGCCUAUCGCUUUUGUUGUAUUGUAUUGUAUUGUUUACAAUACUUUAUGAUAAUGUGUAUGUUACAUUCAGGGUUUUUCCCUUUUUCCAUCGGAUUUAUAUCAUGGCACAAUUCAGAAAACUUUUUAUAAUUAAUUAAUGUUGUGUUAUUAAACAUGGUUUUUUCACCGAAUGACAAAGGAAAAAAUUCACUAGAAAUUUCACAAAUGUAGCUAGUAUUUAAUAGUAACUUGUA